AUAAACAUCACAAUAACAAUCAAUGAAUUAAUAAUGAGUGAUUUGUCGCACUUAAGAUUAUCACGGUGAUACAGGUGGCCCGUGAUUGCCAAGAUUCAUUGGCAGAAUUCAUAUAAAGUAAUAUAAGUCUAACAUAAAUUAAAUACUUACGUUCUGCGUCCUUGCCGAUGUCUACAAUGAAGCUAUUGAAACCCCUGUGGAUCCUCCGAAAUGGCAGGAGGAAGAAACUCGGAUGCUCUGUCACUACUUGGUCACCUUUGGCAACAGCAUUCAACACCAGACCAAAUUCUAGGCCUAUUUUUGACUCUUUAAAGGAAAGAACUGGCCUCUUCAAUAAACCAGAGCUCACAACUUUUGAAGGCUUCUACACGCUCAAGGACCAGGCUAUCGAAGCAACUGAUCGUCUGAUAGAAGAGGCCACCAACAGCCCCACGCGUCCUAUGGUCGAGAUAUUUGAUGAGCUUUCCGACACACUGUGCAAAGUUGCAGAUCUUGCUGAGUUUGUGAGGAUAGCUCACCCCCAACCACAUUUCGCACGAGCUGCUGAAGAAGCCUGCAUCAGCAUUAGUGGAGUUGUCGAAAAGUUAAACACGCACAAAGGCUUGUACGAAGCUUUAAAGAAGUCAGUUGAGAAUGGAACAUCUGGAGACAAACAUUUAGCAGAAUUAUUCUUGUUCGACUUUGAACAGAGCGGAAUACACCUCGAAGAGAACAAAAGGAAGAGUGUGGUGGCUCUCAAUGAUGUUAUCCUCCAAACUGGGCAGAGGUUCAUGGCCGGAGCUGCUAAACCAAGACGUGUUUCUCGAAGUGCUGUACCUCAGAAUGUUAGACAUUUCUUCAGCACCGAAGGCGACAAUAUAAUAGUGAGCGGGGUGUACGCGGAGUGCGGGGAGGCGGCCGCCCGCGAGGCCGCCUACCGACUGUACCUGGCGCCGGACGGCACGCAGGACCGCCUGCUGGACGCCGUGCUGCAGGCCAGGCACCACAUGGCCACGCUCUGCGGCUUCCGGACCUACGCCGACAGAGCAAUAAAAGCGAGUACAAUGGAGACAGCAGCAAACGUGCGGCAGUUUCUCGACCUCCUCUCUGACGGCCUCCACGACCGCGCCAGGAUGGAUUUCGACGUGAUGCUGAAGAUGAAGAAACAGGAAACGCCAUAUCUGGAUCAAUUAAACUGCUGGGACACGCCGUACUACACUCACAAGGCGAAGAACUUGUUAUUGGACCAGGCCAAUUCGGACUUCAGCCCGUACUUCAGUCUGGGCGCGUGCAUGGAGGGCUUGGAUAUGUUAUGUCAAGAGCUAUACGGCAUCAGUCUGAAGUCCGAGGAAAUGUUGCCAGGCGAGUCGUGGUCUCCGGACGUGUACAAGCUGGCCGUGGUCCACGAGUCGGAGGGGCUGCUGGGCCACAUCUACUGCGACCUGUACGAGCGGCCCGGGAAGCCGCACCAGGACUGCCACUUCACUAUACAGGGCGGGAAGCUGUUACCAGAUGGCUCCUACCAGAACCCGAUCGUGGUGAUAAUGUUGUCGCUGAGCGGCGGGCACCGCUCGGGGCCGGCGCUGCUGUCCGCGGGCGCGCUGGACAACCUGUUCCACGAGGCGGGCCACGCGCUGCACUCCAUGCUGGGCCGCGCGCCCCACCAGCACGUGGCCGGCACGCGCUGCCCCACCGACCUGGCCGAGCUGCUCAGCGUGCUCAUGGAGUGCUUCGCGGCCGACCCGCAGGUGCUGCGCAGGUUCGCGCGCCACUUCCAGACGCGGCAGGCGGCGCCGGAGCGCACGCUGCAGCGCCUGUGCGCCUCCAAGCGACUCUUCGCCGCCAGCGAGAUGCAGCUGCAGGUGUUUUAUUCAGCCCUGGACCAGCAGUACCACGACCGGCCCGCAGCGCCCGGGGGCCGCACCACGGACGAUCUGAAAGAAGUCCAGAAACAAUAUUAUGGACUUCCGUAUGUCGAAAACACAGCGUGGCAGCACCGGUUCAGCCACCUGGUCGGCUACGGCGCCAAGUACUACUCCUACCUCAUCUCGCGCGCGCUCGCCUCCUCCGCCUGGAACACGCACUUCGCGGCCGACCCGCUCGCGCGCCGCGCCGGCCGCCGCCUGCGGGACCGCGUGCUGCGACACGGGGGCGCCGUGCCGCCGCAGGUCCUGCUCAAGGACUACCUGGAAAUGGAGAUAACUCCACAGACGCUCGCGUCGGCGCUGAUAGACGAGUUGGAUUGCCACAAGGACCACCUCGACACCGUGCUGAAGAUACUGGACAGGAAGUAACACAUCCACUACUUAAUGAAAAUCAAAUUUCUCAUAUACCCGACGCAGGUGGCUCCAAAACGUCACCGGUAUCACUUGUCAAUGAUUACAAGAAUAUAAUUUGUUUAACGAAUGAAAGUGGAUU
Molecule: messenger RNA, 2397 nt
Organism: Bombyx mandarina (wild silkworm)
Lineage: Eukaryota; Metazoa; Arthropoda; Insecta; Lepidoptera; Bombycidae
Product: mitochondrial intermediate peptidase
Biological process (GO): peptide metabolic process
Cellular component (GO): mitochondrion
Molecular function (GO): metalloendopeptidase activity
Source: RefSeq, a predicted model, not a curated record